AUGCCCGAAACCUACCAGGCACAUACGACUUGGAAAUCCCUAAUACAGACAUCUGAACACACUACGGGCUUAAACACUGUACAGCUGGAUUUGAGGUCCUGGGACAGGGCUAGUACCCAGGAACCGAAUGAGUGCGGCGGCUUCGACUACUUCCAUGAGAACGACUAUUUCGCAGACUGUUCUAGUAGCCCACCUCUUGCAACUCUGUCAGUGCGCUCUAGCAUGUACUCACUCCUACUUGAUCGAGGUGCUGAGCUCGAUUCUCGUGGCCAAGAUGGACAGACUCCACUCUCAUGGGCCGCAAGAAACGGACAUGAGUCUAUUGUCCAACUCCUACUUGAUCGAGGUGCUGUAUCGGCAUCCGAUGAUGGGACAGUGCGGCUCUGGGACCCGGCCUCAGGGCAGCACCUGCAGACGCUAGAGGGCCACAGCGAUCCUGUGAGGGCGGUGGCCUUCUCGCCGGACGGGAGGAUGCUCGCAUCGGUAUCCGAUGAUGGGACAGUGCGGCUCUGGGACCCGGCCUCGGGGUGGCACCUGCAGACGCUGAAGGGCCACGGCGAUCCUGUGAGGGCGGUGGCCUUCUCGCCGGACGGGAGGAUACUCGCAUCGGCAUCCGAUGAUGGGACAGUGCGGCUCUGGGACUCGGCCUCGAGGCAGCACCUACGGAUACUAGAGGGCUACGGCGAUUCUAUAAGGGCGGUAGCCUUCUCGCCGGACGGGAGAAUGCUCGUAUCGGCAUCCGAUGAUGGGAUAGUGCGGCUCUGGGACCCGGCCUCGGGGUGGCACCUGCAGACGCUGAAGGGCCACGGCGAUCCUGUGAGGGCGGUGGCCUUCUCGCCGGACGGGAGGAUACUCGCAUCGGCAUCCGAUGAUGGGACAGUGCGGCUCUGGGACUCGGCCUUGGGGCGGCACCUACAGACGCUAGAGGGCUACGGCGAUCCUAUAAGGGCGGUGGCCUUCUUGCCGGACGGGAGGAUGCUUAUAUCAGCAUCCGAUGAUGGGAUAGUGCGGCUCUGGGACCCGGCCUCAGGGCAGCACCUGCAGACGCUAGAGGGCCACGGCGAUUCUGUGAGGCCGGUAGCCUUCUCGCCGGACGGGAGGAUGCUCGCAUUAGUAUCCGAUGAUGGGACAGUGCAGCUCUGGGACUCGGCCUCAGGGCGGCAUCUACAGACGCUAGAGGGCCACGGCGAUUCUAUAAGGGCGGUAGCUUUCUCGCCGGACGGGAGGAUACUCGCAUUGGUAUCCGAUGAUAGGACAACACUAGAGAGCUACGGUAAUCCUGUGAGGGCAGUGGCCUUCUUACUAGACAGGAGGAUGCUCGCAUCGGCAUCCGAUGAUAGAAUAGUGCGGCUCUGGGACCCGGCCUCGGGGCGGUAUCUGCAGACGCUGGAGGGCCACGGCGAUCCUGUGAGGGCGGUGGCCUUCUCGCCGGACGGGAGGUACAUAAAGACCAAGACCAAUAAAGACAUCCUUAUUGUUGAUUCCACCGGCCCAGACAUUGGGAAUGACCUAAAUCAUCUAUACGAUACAAUAUAUUAUAUAUUCUCAAUUGAGAAUAUAUAG
Messenger RNA from Microsporum canis CBS 113480, 1563 nucleotides. RefSeq names its product ribosome assembly protein 4. Lineage: Eukaryota; Fungi; Ascomycota; Eurotiomycetes; Onygenales; Arthrodermataceae. Gene Ontology annotation, biological process: negative regulation of transcription by RNA polymerase II. Bases 1 to 1563 code for a protein of 520 amino acids. Gene Ontology annotation, molecular function: protein binding. Gene Ontology annotation, cellular component: nucleus; transcription repressor complex. The transcript is spliced from 3 exons. The record is from RefSeq and is a predicted model, not a curated record.